Messenger RNA from Menidia menidia (Atlantic silverside), 1107 nucleotides. NCBI's taxonomy places the organism in Eukaryota, Metazoa, Chordata, Actinopteri, Atheriniformes, Atherinopsidae. The record is from the annotation of a GenBank genome assembly.
AUGGCGCCAUUGUGGAUUGGCCCGCUUUGCUCCGCCCACUUCCGGUCCCAGCUUCCUUUUCCUCACAACAACAACAGCUGGCACCAGAGAAAGAUGGCCGCCGCUACCAUGGCGGGGCUCGACUCCUACCGAAUGGAGGAUAAGAAGUUCGAGUACUUCUCCUCCAUCAACUCCAUGGCCAAAAAGAUCAUGCAGGAGCGGGAGAAAAUCAAGGCCAAGCACGGCUCGUCGUGGGAGAAAAUGUCGCCCCAGGAACAGGACACGGCCAUCGACAACUGGAUGAUGGACCCCCACAUCCGAGCCCGAUACGCCAUGCACAGGGUGGACCGGGACGAGGUGGUCUGCUACCCGAAACUGCUCAUCCAGACGGGUCAGAAGAUAGUCCACUUCGGGGAAGAGGACAUAACCUGGCAAGAUGAGCACUCUGCCCCUUUCUCCUGGGAAACCAAGAGUCAACUGGAGUUCAGCUUGACCCCUGGGUCUGUGGACCAGGGGGUCCCCGCCUCUCAGGCCGACCCAAAGGCAGCAAAAGCCCCCCACGCCGCCCAGAUUGGGAAAAACACGGCAGGAGUGAAGGUUUCUGUCAGCGAGGGCCGGCGGCCUGAGGAGGAGUCCUCGUUCUGGAAGAUCAGUGCCGAGCGGUCGAGGCUGGAAGGAGAAAAGGCGGACUUCCAGUCCCUGACCCCGAGCCAGAUCAAGUCCCUGGAGAAAGGAGAGAAACCCCUCCCCUCCUACCUGAGACAGGAGCCGGACCCAGCUGAGGUCCACCCCCCCGCCCCGGUCAGGUCCAUUAAGCAGAGAGCCCCCAAACCCCCCGCCCCCCCGCCCCCCAUCCCCACGGCGGUCAGCGCCACGCCCGCCUCCAUCUCCAUCGCUCCGCCCCCGGCCCCGCCCCUCGCCGCCCCCCCGACGGGGGGGGGCUGGGAGAGGUCCCAGAGCACCCUGCCGUCGGCCGGAAACGCCCUGGACCCAGAGAUGUUCUCCUCCAGCAUGGUCUCCAAACCCCCCAAGCCCUCCAGGCCACCCCCCAGCGCGGAGAAGGAGAAGGAGAAGGAGAAGGUGGAGGAGAGAUCACCCAACGUCGACGCCAGCCCCACCUUUUCCCAG